AUGGACGAAGUGCCGGGUAAUCAGGACAAUCAGUCAUUUCUUGGCAACAUCACUGGAGCCAUGUUUGCAGAUCAUGGGGAACAAUCUGCAGGGUGUUCUUCUCUUGAGGCAGAGUGGGUUCCUAUGAGUGAAAGAAGCCCUGCUCAGAAUGGUCUGGGCACCAUUGACAAUGCCAAUUUAUUUGAUGAUCAGUCAUUGGCAUCUGCAUUUGAGAACAUGAGCUUGAGCUUCACUGGUAGUGCUGCUGACUCUUCUGCUAACUCUGGCAAUGUUGGAUCCAAGGAUGGGCUCCGUUUUGCAGACUAUUUGUUUACAUCAGCUGACAACCCAACAAAUCUGCCACUUCAGCCAGCAUUUGGUCAAGAUGAGUUUGUGCCUUCAUAUUUGAUGGUCAACAAUGCUGGACACAUGAAACGAAAUUUUGGUGCACAAAAUCCUCCAAUGUACACAGGGAUGCAUGGCACAGAUAAUGCUUUUGUGGCUAGAACCAAUUUACCACAAGCUUUGCCUUUCCAGCAACAUCUCAUUAUCGAUAGGCACCCACAAACAUAUGCCCCUUAUUAUCAGCAGCAGAUGGACUCUAAAUUCAAGCGGCAUGAUAUUGAUGUCGAGAGGAAUUUUAUCAUGCAGCCACAGUAUUCUUAUCAGCAAAUUCCACAGGCUGCUGAUGUUCAUUGGAUCAGUAGCAAUCAAUAUGGUGUUAUCUACUCAUCAACCAAGUAUGCAGCUGCACCUCACCUUAGAGUGCCCACUGUUCGUCAUCUGGGACAUGGCAGUCCUGAUAUCUACUGGAAUGGUGCUAUAAUUCCUAAUGGAAGUAACCGACGGAGUUUGACACGUGUGAAUAAUUGUCCUUGUACAAGUUAUCCUAAUUGCUUAUGCGAAACCUGUGAAUACUGUCAGAUUCAGCUAUCUGAAAAGCUCAAACAUUCAUUUGGGCUCAGGCAUUCACCCAAAGGUUUAUUAGAAGAUUGCAUCUAUGAUAAAGUGAAAAGUUCACCGUCAUCCUUGGAUUCUGAGGUGGCCAUGAAAUCUGCCCAACUGAACUGUAAUUCAGUUGAUGAAGUUGUUGGAGAAUUGUACCACUUGGCGAAGGAUCAGAAUGGUUGCCAUUUCCUCCAAAGGAUAUUUACAGAAGGUUCUCAAGAGGAUGCCCAAAAGGUUUUUGAUGGUGUAAUUGAGCAUAUCGAUGAACUUAUGGUUGAUCCAUUUGGAAAUUACUUGAUACAAAAACUACUUGAGCAGUGCAAUGAUAAUCAAAAGAUGCAUAUACUUUAUGAAAUAACCAAAAUACCUGGCCAGCUAGUCAAAGUUGCAUGCAACAUGCAUGGGACACGUGUGGUGCAAAAGGUGAUAGAAACUGUUAGUACCUCAAAUGAAGUUUCCAUGGUAGUAUCUGCUCUGAGCCACUGUGCCAUUACUCUGAUGAUGGAUGCCAAUGGCAGUCACGUUGCACACCGUUGCUUGCAGAAGCUGUCACCUGAGUGCAAAGCAUUCCUUCUCAAUGCGGCCACAAAAUAUUGCGUUGAGCUAGCAAAGGAUCGGCAAGGCUGUUGUAUCAUCCAGAAAUGUAUUAUUCAUGCAAAUAAGGAGCAGAAGAACAAGUUGUUGUACAGUAUCACAACUCGGGCUCUCGAUCUCGCAGAACACCAGUAUGGGAACUAUGUAAUACAGUUCAUACUCGACCUCAAGGUUACUUGGGCGACGAAUGAAAUUCUGGACAAGCUUGAGGGUAGCUAUGGAUAUCUGUCGAUGCAAAAGUGCAGCAGCAACGUGGUUGAGAAAUGCCUGAAAGAAGCACGGGAGCCAAAGCGUGCAAAGAUCAUCCUUGAGCUUAUCAAUGACCCCAAGCUGCAGAAUAUCUUGCUUGAUCAGUAUGGGAAUUAUGUGAUCCAAACAGCAUUCCGGGAGUGCGAGGGUGCUGAGGUUGAGGCUGCAUUGGUCCGAGCCAUCAAGCCACACGUCGGCGCUCUUCGAAACAACAUGUUUGGGAAGAGAAUUCUGUCGAAAACCUGCCUGAAGAGCAGGAAGCUCUAA
Messenger RNA from Miscanthus lutarioriparius, 2037 nucleotides. The record is from the annotation of a GenBank genome assembly. NCBI's taxonomy places the organism in Eukaryota, Viridiplantae, Streptophyta, Magnoliopsida, Poales, Poaceae.